Diabrotica balteata is the source of this 1152-nucleotide messenger RNA. Lineage: Eukaryota; Metazoa; Arthropoda; Insecta; Coleoptera; Chrysomelidae. The record is from the annotation of a GenBank genome assembly.
AAGAUGAACUUUGUACUUCAAUAAUUUUCUUUCUACUUUACCAAUUCAUUCAAAUAUCAGAUUUAUAAGUAUAGGAAGUAGUUAGUAUUGAAAAGAUUUACCAAGAUGUUUUCAAAUUAUACUAGAACUCUAGGAACUCAGUUAAGAAGAUUCCAAAGCACCUUGGUAAUAGCAGAACACAAUAAUGAAACCUUAUCCCCUAUCACCCAAAAUGCCAUAACUGCUGCAAAAAAGUUAGGUGGAGAAGUAUCAGUUCUAGUAGCAGGGACAAAAUGUGGACCAGCUUCAUCUGCACUUUCAAAAGCAGGUGGUGUAUCCAAGGUUCUUGUAGCUGAAAAUGAAGCAUUUAAAGGUUUCACUGCUGAAAAUUUAACUCCAUUAAUAUUGAAUGCACAAAAACAGUUUAAAUUUACACAUAUUAUUGCUGGUGCCUCAGCAUUUGGAAAGGCUCUUUUGCCCAGAGUAGCUGCAAAGCUUGAUGUCUCUCCUGUAUCAGACAUUAUUGCUAUAAAGUCCCCUGAUACCUUUGUUAGGACUGUCUAUGCUGGUAAUGCAAUUCAGACUUUGCAAGUCACAGACCCUAUUAAAAUAUUAACAAUUAGAGGAACCAACUUUGAAGCUGCACCAUUGGAUGGUGGUUCUGCAGCUACUGAAAAUAUUCCAGCAGAUGGCUGUGCCAAUGAUCUUACUACUUUCGUUAGCCAGGAAUUGAGCAAAUCUGACAGACCUGAAUUAACAAGUGCUAAAGUAGUUGUUAGUGGAGGUCGGGGUUUGAAGUCAGGAGACAAUUUCAAACUUCUAUAUGAUCUAGCUGAUAAAUUAAAUGCUGCAGUUGGUGCUUCUCGUGCAGCUGUAGAUGCUGGAUAUGUACCAAAUGAUAUGCAAGUUGGUCAAACAGGAAAAAUUGUUGCACCUGAUCUAUACAUUGCUGUUGGUAUCUCUGGAGCCAUCCAACAUUUGGCUGGUAUGAAAGACAGCAAGACUAUAGUUGCUAUCAACAAAGACCCCGAAGCUCCAAUUUUCCAAGUUGCUGAUUAUGGACUGGUUGCUGACUUGUUUAAAGUUGUUCCUGAAUUAACUCAGAAAUUAUAAUAAAAUUUUGUAAAUACUUUUUGUAAAAUGUGCUGAAUUAGGUAAAAUAUAUUUUAUUCU